Punica granatum (pomegranate) is the source of this 1308-nucleotide messenger RNA. The record is from RefSeq and is a predicted model, not a curated record. NCBI's taxonomy places the organism in Eukaryota, Viridiplantae, Streptophyta, Magnoliopsida, Myrtales, Lythraceae.
AUUGCAAGUAAUUGACGACUAAUUGCUUUGCCUUUGACCCUAAGAAAUUCCAUCUCUUUUAAAAAUUUGCCUUCUGACUCAAAACAUUUAAGGCACUUUUCCGUUCGCACCCCCUUGAUUUUUGUAGAUGAAAUAAAGGAUCCAAAUCGAGAGCCGCCCCCAGUCAUCAUCAUCUUGAUCAAAGCUGUUAUCAUCAUCAUCAUCAUCAUCAUCAUCGAAUGGCUACCAAGGCAGCGUUUGCGGACAGCAGCAGUCGGCGCUUCAUUGUCUCGUCUCUCGUUUUCAUCUUGUUCCUUUGUGCCAUAGCUUCCAUCAACGAAGUAAGAUUUGCUGCGGUCCGCAAUAUCAAAUGCGCUUUCACCGGCAACCCCGCUUCCGAGAUCUCUCCGGCUUUGCUGCUGCAGCCAGCUUCGAAUUCCUCCUCUGAUGAUGACGAUGACCUGCGAAUACUCAUCGGAAUCAUGACGCUCCCAGACCAGUACAUGCGCCGGAACUUCCUCCGCCUUGUGUAUGGGACGCAGUCAGUGACCAAUGCUCGGAUCGACAUUAAGUUCGUGUUCUGUAACCUGACAAAGGAAGAGCAGAGGGUCUGGGUGGUGCUCGAGAUCAUGAAGUACGACGACAUUAUAAUCCUCAACUGCACAGAGAACAUGAACCGCGGGAAGACCUACACGUACUUCUCGAGCUUGCCGGAGAUGUUCAAUGACUCGGACCGACCUUACCCUCCAUACCAUUACGUGAUGAAAGGGGAUGAUGACAUCUACUUCAGGCUGGAGAAUUUGGCGGAGUCGCUGAAGCCCUUGCCCAGAGAGGACUUGUACUAUGGCUUUGUCAUUCCAUGUAACAGCAUGGAUCCGUUCAAGCACUACAUGGCAGGGAUGGGGUUCGCAGUUUCGUGGGACAUCGUACGGUGGGUCAGGGACUCGGAUAUCCCGAGGAGCCAUCUCGUGGGGCCAGAGGACAAGGUUUUUGGGGACUGGAUGAAGAUGGGACGCCGGGGGAGGAACAGGCACAACGCCAAGUGGUCCAUGUACAACUUCCCGGAGCCGCCGAACCUGCAGUGCACCCACGAGUUCUGGCCGGAAACCGUCGCGGUUCACCUCCUGAAGAACGAGCGGAGAUGGAUCAAGACGUUGCAGUAUUUCAAUGCCACGAGUAACUUGAGGCCCUCCAAGUUGUAUCACGUAUCUUAGGAAGUUAUCAUUACUAAUUUUAUUAACUUUAAUUAAUUGUGAAGUUCAAUUAAUGUAAUCUAAGGACAAUGUUGAGUUGAGUUGAAUUGAGAAGGUGGCCUCUUCAGGUAACAAA